AUGACUGCAGAAACGAUAUAUAAGCACAAUAUUCACAAUUUAGCGACUGCAUUACACAUUGAUGAACGACUUCGAGAGCAACAUUUAGGUGCCCUUGAAAAUCAACCAUGGACACCAGAAACAAUUCGUAAUCGCCAACAAAAAGACGGGGAAAGCCUCGAUGACGUGGCUGAACGUGCAAAAGAUAUAUUAAUAGAAUUAUGGGACAAGCAUCUCAAAUCCAACUCAGAAAAUGCUCAAAAUAUCGCAAUAGUUUCGCAUGGAAUAUGGCUAAACGAAUUCAUCAAUCUAUGCUGUAAAGAAGCAUCACCUUCACUUCCUUUGCGAAGUAAUAAAUUUACCAACACCGGAAUUACCACCAUACAACUUGCACGACUAAAUUCAAUAAAUAAUAAUCAUUGCAAUGGUGAUGUUGAGAUAAAUAAUGAUAAUCUUAGUGAAGAUGCUGAGAAAGAUGGGAAAUUGGGAUUUUACAUGAGAAUUAUACGCGAAAACCAUAAUGCACAUUUAAAAGGAAUGAUCAGACAACGAGGUAUUGGAAGCGCUGCAUUUGAUGAAAGACAGACUCAAUUAAAGUUUUUUAAUAAGAGUUCCAUGAUUCGAGAGAAUCGAAUUGAAGGAAAACUUGUUGGAAAGAUUUCCAAAACUAUUGUAGUACGAGGAACCGAAAUAAAUCCUCUGAUACUUUAUUAA
This is a messenger RNA of Ambispora gerdemannii, 693 nucleotides long. The record is from the annotation of a GenBank genome assembly. NCBI's taxonomy places the organism in Eukaryota, Fungi, Glomeromycota, Glomeromycetes, Archaeosporales, Ambisporaceae.